Etheostoma cragini (Arkansas darter) is the source of this 1197-nucleotide messenger RNA. Its product is annotated as vasodilator-stimulated phosphoprotein-like. The record is from RefSeq and is a predicted model, not a curated record. Bases 133 to 1197 code for a protein of 354 amino acids. NCBI's taxonomy places the organism in Eukaryota, Metazoa, Chordata, Actinopteri, Perciformes, Percidae. The transcript is spliced from 5 exons.
GCUCGGUCAGGGGAUCCAGCUGACGCACCCCCGUCUGAGCCAUCCGGUCCCGCCGCCCCUCACCACCAUGCCUCUUCCGAGGCCCCAGAAGGUCCUGCUUCCAACCAGUCCUCCUCAGAGUCUGAGGAGGAGAUGCAGGGUCCUGAUGGUCAGCCAGGAUACCAGCAUGUCCUGAGGCUGGCCCAGGCCCUGCUGGAAGCACGGAGCCUUCUGGGGCUGUCAGACAGGAGGGUAGACAGGCUCAUUGUGCUCUGGCAUAAAUUGCCAGAGCACGACAAGAGGAGAGUGGUCUACCCUCCCAGAUACCGGGAGAGGCAGCCUAAGGGGCGGUUCAAGGCUGCGAAGGGGACAAACACCUCCUGUCCUGGAAAGGAGAGUCUCCAACGCAGCCUUCUCGGACCGAACUCGGGCCCUGCAAACUGGCCCAGUGCCAGUCGCCUGGUAGAGGCCAUUUGCAGCCAGCUCUGCCAGCUCCACCCCAAAGGCACGCGGUCCGGGGGGAUCCGUCGGGACAGGUGGGCCCUGGUCCUCUCGGACUACGUGGCCAUCAGAGCGGCAGUGCUGGCAAGCCCGAGGCUGAUGGCUCAGACGGACAUCCAGCUCUUUGAGCUCAAUCAGAGGACCCUGUCCCAGUGGUUCUCUCGGCGCCAGAAAGAGGAGGAGAAGGCUGUGCUGCUGCAGGCAAGUGGCGUCAUGCCUGUGGCAGCACUGGCUGGCGAGCCCCUCCCUCCAGCAAAAGGGCUGUCCUCUGUCCAGGUGGGACAAGGACAGCCCUUUGCCUUCAAUGUCCCCGAGGAGCAGCCCGGACACCAACGCCAUCUUCUCCCGGGCCCUCCUCCUCCUCCUCCUCCUCCUCCUCCUCCUCCUCCUCCUCCUCCUCCUCCUUCGCCUCCAGUACUGCUCCCGGGCCUUCCUCUUCCUGCACGUAUUCCAAGGACAACAGAGUUCAGGAAGAGGAAGGCGGCCGAAGCUGCCGCUGCAGGGCAGGGGCCGCCGCCCGGGAGCAAAUCCCGUCGGCAGACGGCGCAGUACGUCUGCAGCAAGUGUGGCCAGCCCAAAAGGCUGGAGACUGGCCACACUCGUGUGGAUGGAGUGGCGUACUGCGCUACUGUCGGCGGGAAGUCUGUGGAGGAGUGGCGGGAGGACAUCAAGAGAAAAAAAAACCGCAACCCAGGGGGGCCGGGGCCCAUGUUUUAA